GCUGAUGACUGGGAAGUGUGAAAUACUUCUGAGCACCCUAUUACAUCACAUGCCCAUUGAAAACAAACAUGUCGUUCUUCGGAGUUGGGGGUGGCAAUCCCUUUGCCACACUUGUUGGUCAAAGAAUUGAGCAAGCCACUGAUGCAUCCUUGGCAUCAGAGAACUGGGCACUCAAUAUGGAAAUUUGUGACCUUAUUAACAGUACUGAUGAAGGUCCAAAGGAUGCCAUAAAGGCCAUUCGAAAGAGACUACAACAAAAUGCGGCAAGGAAUUAUACUGUUGUCAUGUACACUCUAACGGUUUUGGAGACAUGUGUGAAGAACUGUGGGAAACGUUUCCACAUCCAUGUUUGUAACAAAGAAUUUGUACAAGAUCUGGUGAAGCUCAUUGGCCCGAAGAACGAUCCACCUACUGCUGUCCAAGAAAAAGUAUUGAGUCUCAUUCAAAGUUGGGCAGAUGCUUUCCGAAACCAACCUGAUCUUUUGGGCGUAGUGCAGGUGUAUAGUGAUCUCAAAGUAAAGGGUAUUGAGUUCCCCAUGACUAACUUGGACACAAUGGCACCGAUACAUACACCUCAAAGGACUCAGGAACCAGAAGUUGGGGAGGAAGCAGCUGCUACACCUGCUCUCCCUCGACCCUCAAGCCCGCGGGCUCAUGCUCCUUCCAACAUAAAUGCAGCAGCACCAGAAUCACUGCAAAACGUCCAACUGACACCUGAUCAGCUUGCUAAACUCCAGAGUGAGCUAGAUGUGGUCCAAGCAAACAUGGCUGUACUCAAUGAAAUGCUGAAUGAACUUACACCAAGAGAAGAGCAUCCUAGUGAUCUGGAACUUCUAACAGAGUUGCACAGUACUUGUCAUGCAAUGCAACAACGCCUUGUGCAAUUGAUUGGCAAACUUGCUAAUGAUGAAAUCACCGCCGAGCUGCUGCGGAUCAAUGACCUCCUUAAUAAUUUAUUUUUAAGGUACUCAAGAUUUCAGGGUAAUAGAGAACGAGGAGACAAGGAUCAAAGAAAAGAAAAGCAGGUGGAAUCGCUUAUUGAUUUGGAUGAUGAUCCAGCACCUCAACAAAUUACUUCCAAGCUGGCGUCUCUUAGUGUUACUGAUUCCGGAGCUUCAGCCCAGUUAUCAAAUUUGACAAGUGUAUCUGCUCAGCAAGGAGCUCAUGGCAAAAGGGAAAAGGAAGAUGACUCAGAGUUUGAUAUGUUUGCCCAGUCUAGGAAUGUUACAUAUGAGUCAUCAAAGAGUGGAGGAAGUACAUACCAAGACAAUCUAAAGCCGGAUCAAGUGAGUGGAUCUUUAGGUGUAGUAGCAGCCUCUAGAAGUCAGGCUUCCUCGUCUCAGCAGGAACAAAUUAUCGGGAUGCAUAAGGAGAGUGAUUUUGAUGAAAUGGCUGAGUGGUUGGGUGAUGCACCUGCUGAAGAAAGUAUGACAAGCAGUGAAUUUGAAAGAUUUUUGGCAGAACGUGCUGCUGCUGCAGAAAAUGCAGGGAACACAUCUUCAGAUGCCACUACACGUGCCCAGCAGCGUCACAAAAAAGAUGACGAUGCUUCAUUAUUUGCUCUUUGAGGUUGGUGUUGGAUUGCACUUUGAACCAAAUGUCAUUACCCAAUGCACUUUGUUAUAUAUAAGUAAUUACCAAUCUCUAUGACUCUAUAAAUUCGUGACAUGGUCUGUGGUGUAUCUAUUAAUAGAAAAUGUUAUGAUUUGCAUUUUAUUUCAUAUCUAGAAUGUAGUCGCCUCUUACAUUCCCUCUAUUUUCCCUUUUCUCUGGUUACAUUAUAUCUUUUAAGAAAAGCGCUGUACUCAAUUCAAUCUCUUAUCAGGGAGGAAUACCCCAGCUAUUAGUUUGCCUUGCAAAAUUCUGUCAUCUUUUGCAACUGCAUUUGUAAUUUUUUGAACUAUUUGAGAGUUGAUGGGAAAUAUUAGUGUUCUUACAGAAUGUCAUUGCUUUGAACUCAAUUUUAAUAGUGGCUGUGUGCAAAAUAAUUUGUCUAGUUUGUAUGUAAAUGUUUAUCUGGUGGACAUGUUUCUGAAAGUGAAAUGUUGUAGAUACUUGUAUUUAAAAGUGUUCUUCUUCUUUUUUUUACCAAUGAUAAAGAUUGUUAAGGCAUUAGUUUUGAUUGUGUGAUUUUAAAAAACUGUUUGCUUUGUUAAGGACCUUUAUGAAAGUACAUGGUGAAAUCAACUUCUUAUACCCGGUGAUAGUAUACUUUUCACACUUUUAUCAGUUCUAGUGGUCUUCUUUUAUUCUGUUUACUUCCUGAUUGAAGUUCAAAGUGCUCUUAGUUAUGUAGGUACCACUCCCCAAUUUGUUUAUCUGAUAAAAGUACAUAUGCUUAUGAGGAUUUUACUACUGUUGUGUUGCCUCAUCACUUUUAGUAAUUAUCCUCUGGAUGAGUAUGUAGUGCAAUCCCUCAUUGGCUUUAUUGUUUACAAAUAUUACUCUAUAAACACUUGCAGGAUGUUCCAUCAUAGAUCAUUUCAAUGUGCAUCUUUUAAUGCUGUACCUUAAAGAGCCUUUAAAGAGAUUGAUUGUAUACAGUCUCACCAUCUUACAUGGAUUUAGUCAUUGACAAUUUAGAAUCAUAUACCCACCUAGUGUUUUCAUGGUUUGGUUGUUAUUUUGGGUCUGUGUUCUGGGAUUUUAGCAAGUGGGUGAUUGGGAAGUCAAAUUUUGUACAAUGUUUUUAUGUGAUGGCGGACUUGUCACAAUGACAAUGACCAUGACUUUGCUGAGUUGGAAACUUGUAAAACCCUAUCUGCAUAUUCUUGAGUCUCAUAUUUGAAAUGACCCGGGCUAUUUCAUAAGUCUCAAUCAGUUUUAAUCAGGGUCAAAUUACAGUUGGUAUUUCCAUUUGGUCCUAUGUUGAUCCUUUCAAGCCUCUGCAUUAUUUUCUGUCGAAAGCAUUUUUUUCUGUACUAUGUACGGUACUUAGUGCAUAACUCGUGAGGAAGGUAAUAGUACAUAUGAUGGUUAGCGUUACCACUUUUUAGGCUGAUUUGAUUUGUGUAUGCUUUACUUUUCACUUUGGCAGUUGGCAUGGAAAUCAAUCAAUUGAAGAAGUGUUUACCAUUUUGUUAUAAUUUGUUUUGUUUUUUUGGUUAGGUCAUUAAUGAGCUUGUUUUUCGUUACAUGUUAUUAUGUUUACUGCAAAGCAAUGAAAUUAUUCUCCUGAUUCCACACAGGAAGGCAUGGAUUGAAAUGGGUAUGGACUAGAGGUAGCCCCUGUAUUGCUUCCCCCUUAAAAUUGUCCAGAAAUUUGUUACUUUGUAUUUAUUUGUACUUACAAUAAUAUUUAAAAUAUUUUACCACCACAUCUUUUUAAACAAUUUGUAAGCCUCCAGAUCUGGUUUUUAAAAUAUCAUUGAGCUUUGAUCAUAUUCACUAUUAUUUUGUCAAAGUUUUUAAUUAUCUAUCCAAUGUUAUAAACAAUGAAACAUGUAAAGUUAUUGUAAAAUUUAGCUUUCAAAAGUUGUAGGCUAAAGUUGUGAGUCUUUGUGGAAAAAUAUGAAAAAUAUCACUCCAAAAUUUGUAGUUUUGGGUUUGCCAGCAAGGGAGCAAUGACUGAAAUGAUGCUUCCUUGAUGUGUUUGGGUAUUGCUUCUUUGUGUCUCAAUAUCUCAGUUUGAGUUGCCCUCAAAUUAUUUUGCUGAUAAUGAUAUUGUGAUUGAAGAUAACAUAUUCCCAUUGCAUAUGUUAUUGGUCUGGAAUCAUUUUAAUCUAGAGGAUUCAAAGUUACUCAAUUGAUAAUGUCUACUUAUUCAGUGCCAAUUCUCUUUCGACUGCAUCUUUUAAAAGUUUUAAUGCUGCAGUAUCAAUAUUGUUCUUCUAGAUUGGAAUGUUAGACUGCCAAGAUAGCUUUGUUAUACAUUUUCCACAGAGAUUUGUGUAGAUCAGGGCUACAUCUAAAAUCUCUCCAUCUAGUCUUUCAGAUCAUUAUAAGUUUAUAUGACUGGUGUGAUUCAUAGUCAUUUUUUCUGACAUAGGAACGCAAUCAGAGCAACCUUUUCUUCUGACUCACCAGUAUCCAAUAUCUUUGAUGAUGUGGCAACUUUCUCAAACUGUAAAUUUGUUACUUUGAGAUAGAAAAGGAAAAAAAUGUACUAAUGUUGUUUCUCUUCUAGCUUUGGUUUAUUAGUUCAGAAGUUACAAAACCUUCUCAAGGUAUAUUUUUCACUGCAUAGCUGCAUAAUUGUAGUUAACAAUACAACAGUAAUAUUUUUGGACUGAAGAUCUCUAGUUACUUAUCGAUAUGUAGCUAUUGUAAUAAAUCUUAUUGAUGUGCUGCUGUAUUUGUCACAUAUACUAUGUGUAUUAACACCUGUAACUUUAUUCGUUAUUCCUGCUUGUUAUUUAUUUUUUUUCUUUUAUAGUUCAGAUUUAUAAACCUGAAGAGUAUUUUUAUUAAAAUAUCUAGGAACAUUACACUUCCUUAGGAAAGAAAUAAUGUUAACCUUACAAGGGAAGGUUUUCCGGUGAUACAGUCAGAUUUUAAUGGCACUUUAAAGUGUAUAGUUGUUUGCAUCCCUAGAUAAGGUUUGGCACUGGUUUUAGCUUCCCGUAGGGAGUUUGAAGGCCAUUUUACGCGAAUUUGAUCAAAAAUCCCCCAAAUGUAUUGCUUUAUCGCCAUCUUUGCAUGCAUGUAUCUCCGAAACUGUUUGUGCUACAGCGCCCAGAUUUUGCAGGAAGUUUUCUUCCAGUGAGCACUUUCCAUGAAAAAUAUUUGAACAAAAUCGGUGGGGGUCACCAAAAGGGGUCCAGGGUCGUAACCACCUCUCGGGACCCGUUUUUGCGACCAUAUUCUAUUUUGUUUAAAUUUCCUACAAGUAAAGAACGUACCGAGUUAUGAUUUCCCUCAAAAUGUGGGCGCUGUAGCUCAAACGGUUCUUGAGAUAUGUGCAUGUAAAGUUGAUAAUCGGGCUAUAAAUUUGGUGAAUUUUCAGUCAAAUUCGCGUACAAAGACCUUCAAACCCCCUACGCGCAGCUAAAACCAGUGCCAAACCUUAUCUAGGGGUUCAAACAACAACACUUUAAGGCGCCAUUGAAAUCUGACUGUAUCACCGGAAAACCUUCCCUUGUUAGUGAUGUUACUUGUUUUAUUUCAAGUAAAAGCUUAUUACCAUCAGUUGCUCAUUCCACUUUCAAGUCAUGCAAGGUAAAAGCAGCAUUAUUCAGUGAAGUGGAAAGAAAUACCUAAUUCACUAAAAGUGUUUGUUUUUCAAAGUUGCUUCUUUUUGUGAUAAUAAAUAAAUUUCAAUAGAG
Messenger RNA from Frankliniella occidentalis (western flower thrips), 5264 nucleotides. Its product is annotated as TOM1-like protein 2. NCBI's taxonomy places the organism in Eukaryota, Metazoa, Arthropoda, Insecta, Thysanoptera, Thripidae. The transcript is spliced from 13 exons. Gene Ontology annotation, molecular function: clathrin binding; ubiquitin binding; phosphatidylinositol binding. The record is from RefSeq and is a predicted model, not a curated record. The coding region runs from base 69 to 1568 and encodes 499 amino acids. Gene Ontology annotation, biological process: signal transduction. Gene Ontology annotation, cellular component: endosome; membrane.